Molecule: messenger RNA, 7007 nt
Organism: Synchiropus splendidus (mandarinfish)
Lineage: Eukaryota; Metazoa; Chordata; Actinopteri; Syngnathiformes; Callionymidae
Product: collagen alpha-1(XIV) chain-like
Exons: 47
Coding region: 107-5644 (1845 amino acids)
Cellular component (GO): interstitial matrix
Molecular function (GO): protein binding
Source: RefSeq, a predicted model, not a curated record
GUUCGAGAAGCGGUUCUGAGUUGCACUGAGGUUGUUCGGAGGUUCUGACGGUCGCAAAAGGUCCCGGGUGCCACAGAACAUCAGGAGCCAGAAGGUUGGACUAAGGAUGCGGGUCCAGGUCUGGUCCAGUCUCAGCCGGCUCUGCUGCCUCUGCUUGAUGGUGCAGGUCGUCCAAGGACAAUUGUUGCCGCCCAAAAGGUUCCGUGCCAAAGUCAUGAGUCCAACUCAGCUGCUGGUGUCGUGGAAAGAACCAAGAGGAGAGUUUGAGAGCUACAGAGUCGUCUACACCACAGAAGCAGACGGGCAGCAGACAGAGUUGGAGGUGUCGAAGGAAGACGCUAAGCUGCUCAUCGACAACUUUGACGCCUCUGUGGAUUACGACUUUUACAUUUUCACGACUGGCGGCGGUGAGGAGAGCAAACCACUCCACGCCAAAGUGGAAGCUCAGCGACCUGGUGUGGAGCGGGUCGAGCCACAGGAGGGACAAGAUGGCGGCACCGCCCCAGAGAACAACGAGAUUGUUGAAGCCGAAGAGUCCUUUGUGUGCCAGACCACAGCCAUCGCUGACAUUGUCAUCCUGGUGGACGGGUCCUGGAGCAUCGGCCGCAUCAACUUCAGACUGGUCCGGACUUUUCUGGAGAACCUGGUGAAGGCCUUCAACGUGGAGCUGGAUCAGACCAGGAUAGGUCUGGCCCAGUACAGCGGAGAUCCUCGGAUCGAGUGGCAUCUCAACACCCACGGUACUAAAGACACGGUCAUCGACGCUGUCAAGAAUUUGCCGUACAAAGGAGGAAACACAUUGACCGGUUUGGCGCUGACGUUCAUCCAGGAGAACAGCUUCAAGUCCGAAUCUGGAUCCAGAAGUGGAAUUCCCAAAAUAGGAAUCUUGAUCACUGAUGGGAAGUCACAAGAUGACGUCAUCCCACCGGCACAGAGCCUGAAAGAUUCUGGGGUCGAGCUGUUCGCCAUCGGUGUGAAAAACGCUGAUGAGAAUGAGCUGCGUGCGAUCGCGUCUCCCCCCGAGGAGACUCAUGUCUACAACGUCGCCGACUUCAACGUCAUGAGCGACAUCGUGGACGGACUCACUCGAACCGUGUGUGAGCGAGUCCAGUACCUUUGGACCAACCAGGACAGAGAUAGGUCGGCCGUCGCCCCUCCUCCCAGCCCAGUGGCCCCCCCUCUCAACCUGCUGACCUCUGACAUCACAGCUCGCAGCUUCCGUGUCUCCUGGACGCAUCCUCCCAGCCGAGUAGAGAAGUACAGAGUGGUCUACUACCCGUCCAACGGGGGGCAACCUGACGAGAAGGUCGUGAACGGAGCUGAGAACAGCGUGGAGCUGAACUUUCUCAACUCUCUCACUGAGUACCAAGUGGCUGUGUUUGCCAUCUAUAGCAGCUCGGCCAGUGAAGCCCUGAGAGGGAGCGCCACCACCUUGGCGCUGCCCACCGUCAACGAGCUGGAUCUGUUCGAUGUCACCCACAGCACAAUGAGAGUCCGCUGGAGGACAGCAGUAGGGGCGUCCGGGUACAUGAUCCUCUAUGCCCCCCUGACAGAGGACGACCCUGAUGGUGAAAAGGAGGUGAAAGUGGACAGCUCUGUGAACGAGGUGGAACUUGAAGGUCUCACCCCGCUCACUGAGUACACUGUGACGGUGUACGCUCUGUACGGAGAGGAAGCAAGUGACCCCAUGACCAGCCAGCAGACCACCUUGCCCUUGGUCCCAGCAAGGAACCUGCGCUUCUCUAACGUGGACCACAGUUCCGCCCGACUGAGCUGGGACGCAGCCUCGAGGAACGUGAUUGGCUAUCGCGUCAUGUACGUGCGCACCGACGGGGUGGAGACCACUGAGGUGGACACCGGCCCCGUGACCACCUGGUCGCUCACAAACCUGACGGCGCUGACCGAGUACACAGUGGGCGUUUUUGCCGUCUACAAUGAGGGGCAGGCUGACCCAGUGACCGACAGCUUCACCACACAGACGGCUCCAGAGCCGGUGGGCCUACGGACCAGCCGCGUCUCUACUAACAGCUUCCAAGUGUCGUGGCAGCACCCAGCCAAGGAUGUGGUUCUGUAUCGACUCAUCUGGACCCCGACAGACGGAGGGGACAGCCAGGAGGUUCUGGUGGACGGGACCGUCAACAGUUUCCUGGUGAAAGGCCUGCGGUCGUCCACCGAGUAUGAAGUUCUCCUUGCGGCAAUAUACAAUAACGACGUGGAGAGUGACGAGGUCAUCGUGGUGGAAUCCACUGUCGACAGAGUGACGACCGUCGCACCCACGACGGUCAUCAUCACAGCUCCUCGUGACCCAGUGGCGGGACUGAGGAUCGACGAGGAGACCACCUCCAGCCUGCAGGUGUCAUGGCGGCCGAUCCCCUCCUGGAACCUUCAGCACUUUCACCUGAGCUACGCGAGCACUAGUGGCGGCCGGGCCCCGGAGUCGAUGAUCGUGCCACCGGGGCAGAGCAGUCUCAUCCUGCAGCCGCUGCUGUCUGACACAGAGUACCACGUGACGGUUACUCCUGUUUAUCUGGAAGGAGAAGGAGCUAGCGCCAAAAUGUCGGGAAGAACACUUCCUCUUUCUGCGCCGAGAAACCUCCGAGUGUCGGAGGAGUGGUACAACCGUUUCCGGAUCAGUUGGGACGUCCCACCUGCUCCCACCAUGGGCUACCGGGUGGUUUACCAGCCAGUUUCUGCUCCGGGCCCAGCGCUGGAGACUUUUGUGGGCGAAGACAUCAACACCAUGCUGAUCGUCAACCUGCUCAGUGGAACCGACUACAGCGUGAAGGUCAUCGCCUCUUACACCACUGGUUCCAGCGACCCACUCACGGGACGAGCCAAAACCUUGUUUCUGGGCGUUAACAACCUGAGUAGCUACCAGGUGAGGACCAGCGCUCUGUGCGUCCAGUGGCAGCCGCACCGACACGCUUCAACCUACAGAGUCGCUAUUGAGUCACUGCUGAACGGUCAGAAACAGGAGGUGAAGCUGGGUGGAGGAACCAGCCGUCACUGUUUCAGCAAACUGAAACCGGACAGCCGAUACAAGGUCAGCGUGGUGGCCCAGCUCCCGGACGGUACCGAGGGUCCAGCCAUGACUGUGGUGGAGAAAACACUUCCUGCUCCGACUCCGCCUCCAACGAGACCACCAACCACGACCCCGUUACCCACCAUCCCUGCUGCUAAAGAAGUGUGUAGAGCAGCGAAAGCGGACCUGGUGUUCCUGGUCGAUGGGUCCUGGAGCAUCGGAGACGACAACUUCCUGAAGAUCAUCAACUUCCUGUACAGCACCACCGGCGCACUGGACCAAAUCGGCCCGGGUGGAACUCAGGUGGCGAUGGCUCAGUUCAGUGACGACGCUCGCACUGAGUUCAAGUUGAAUUCCUACAGCGAUAAACAGCAGCUGCUCGACGCAAUCACUCGGAUCUCCUACAAGGGAGGGAACACCAAGACUGGAGCGGCAAUUCGGCACGUGAAGGAAAAGAUCUUCACAGUUGAGGGUGGAGUCCGGAGAGGGAUCCCCAAUGUUUUGGUGGUGCUGACGGACGGACGCUCACAGGAUGAUGUCACCAAGGUCUCCCAGGAGAUGCAGGUGGAAGGUUUCAUCGUGUUUGCCAUCGGUUUUGCCGACGCUGACUACGGUGAGCUUGUUAGCAUCGCUAGCAAACCCAGCGACCGCCACGUCUUCUUCGUCGAUGAUCUCAACGCCUUUAAGAAGAUUGAAGAGAAACUGGUGACGUUUGUGUGUGAAGCUGCAACAGCCACCUGUCCAUCGGUUCGCAUGAGUGGCGGCAGCACUCCAGGUUUCAGGAUGAUGGAAAUGUUUGGUCUGGUGGAGGACCAGUACAGAGCCAGACCUGGAGUCUCUAUGGUUCCCGGAACCUUCAAUGUUUUCCCCAGUUACCAGCUCCACCCUGAUGCUCUGCUCUCACAACCCACCAGGUAUCUCCACCCGGAGGGUCUCCCCUCUGACUUCACCAUCUCUCUGUUGUUCCGGCUUCUCCCGGACACCCCGGCUGAACCCUUUGCCCUCUGGGAAAUCCUAGACCGCAACAGUGAACCUCUGGUGGGCGUGAUCCUGGACAACGGAGGGAAGACCCUGACCUUCUUCAACAACGACUACAAGGGCGAGUUCCAGACAGUCACAUUCGAAGGUCCAGAGAUUCGGAAACUUUUCCAUGGAAGUUUCCACAAGCUCCACAUCGCGGUCAGCAAAACCAGCGCCAGCGUUGCCGUCGACUGUCAGAGUGUGGCAGAGAAAUCUAUCAACGCUGCAGGAAACAUCAGCACCGACGGCGUCGAGGUGUUGGGACGCAUGGUCCGAUCCAGAGGGAACAGGGACAACUCUGCGCCUUUCCAGCUGCAGAACUUUGACAUCGUGUGCAGCACCUCUUGGGCCGGCAGAGACAAGUGCUGCGAACUUCCUGGUCUGAGGAAAGAGUCCGAGUGUCCAGCUCUGCCUAAGUCCUGCACCUGCACCCAGGACAGCAAAGGACCUCCUGGUGCUGCUGGACCCCCAGGCGGACCGGGAAUCCGGGGAGCCCGAGGAGAUCGUGGAGAGCCUGGCCCGGUGGGUGCCUCUGGUCCUGUCGGGGAUCCUGGUGUGCCUGGACCUCAAGGAGCACCGGGACCACCCGGACCCACCGGACGCUCCAUCAUCGGACCACAGGGGGCUCCUGGAGAGAGGGGUCAGAAAGGAGAAGCGGGUCAACAAGGACUUCAGGGUAUCACCGGACGCCCCGGACCAACAGGCAGAGAUGGAGGUGUCGGACCCAGAGGGCUACCUGGCAAGGACGGACCGCCCGGCAGACCCGGGUCCACAGGCGUGAUUGGGACUCCAGGAGCCCCAGGAUCGCCCGGUAACACAGGUCCUGCAGGGAAGCAAGGAGAGCUCGGCCCCCCGGGUCCACCAGGAAGCAAAGGAGAGAAAGGAGAACGGGGUGACCUCCAGUCCACAGCGUCAGUCCAGGCCAUCGCCCGCCAGGUGUGCGAGCAGCUGAUCCAGACCCACUUGGCCCGCUUCAACUCCAUCCUUAACCAGGCACCAAGUCCCCCGGUGUCCAUCCGCACCGUCCCCGGACCUCCAGGAGAACCAGGUCGCAGUGGUUCCCCAGGGCCACAGGGAGAGCAAGGUCCGCCGGGAAGACCCGGAUUCCCGGGUCAGAACGGACUGAACGGACAACCAGGAGAAAGAGGUCAGCCGGGUGAGAAAGGCGAGAAGGGAUCGCCGGGUGUUGGAGUGCAGGGACCCCGCGGCCCAGCCGGACCUCCAGGUGCCCCUGGGCAAGGCAGACCUGGCAACCAGGGUUCAUCUGGGCGACCGGGAAAUCCUGGAGCACCCGGUCGGCCCGGAGUGCCUGGUCCUAUCGGUCCUGCUGGUCCACCUGGCUACUGCGACCAGAACUCGUGUGUGGGCUACAACGUGGGCGUCCAAUUGCCGUCAAACGUCUUCCAGAACUACGGAGAAGUGGAGGAGGACGACCCGUACCGGUACUACCAGCCCAACUACCCAGCGCCGCGGCCGGUGGAGCCUGACGACCCCACCGUGUCUCUGGACGACGUGGAGCUGAGGUCGCCCGGCGUUUACCGCCAAGCGCGCAGCCUGGCCGCGGAAGAGGGCGGUCACGAGAGAGGGAAGGGGCGGAGCUAGUUCGCUGAGCCACUCUGUCGGGUUAGCUUGGACUCGGUUCCUCAGGAUGGAGUCAAAGGAACUAUUUGAAGUUGUCAGUGACAAUACUGUUGUUUUUAGCUGGGAUUUGUAUAUUUGUUUGUCUCGGUUUGUUUGUUAUAUGUGACCAUUUUUACCGUUAUUUUUUACAAAAAUAUGCCCGUGCGUAACCACAGAAAUGACGUUGACCUCCAGAAUCAACCUUUUGUAUAUUAAGGGGUGCCAUCUGUGCCACCUCCUGGGUUGUAAAAACAAAAAAAAAUCAUCAUGAGUGACACAAUAUUAAACAAAAAAACCAAUGAUUUCUGAAGUAUAUUUUAGUUUGGUGUAAAAAAAAAAGAUCAACAAAUGAAGUUACGUGUUUUUGCUUUCCACUGCGUUUGAAUGCAAAAAUAAAACAAGCCUUUCCAGAGUGUAAAUUUUCCUCAUGGGCGCCGCACUUCAAACGCCCUGGCAGAUACUCCCUCCCUCCCGUCUGUCUGUGGAAAUGUUUACAUCACAUUAACCUGGAGAGCAGCAGGAGGCGCCGCGCCUUCAUCCUCCCGCUCUCUGAUCUCGUUGGAUUGACAACAAAAGGAAGCUGCUUUACAUUUCUGCCACCCUGACGGGUCACAUGACGCGCGAGCUCCCCUGGGUAACGUCUUUACCACCGCACUCAUGUUAUAUUAACCUCUGAUGUCACUUCCUGUUCGCAUUCAUCACCUGUGACAGUCGUUAACCCUCUCAUGUCACUUCUUGUUUGUACUUGUCUCCAAUCACCGUUCCUCACUCUGAUUUGGUCACCGCAGUCUCAGCAGAGGCGCCGCUGUUGCGCAACGUUGGGUCUGACUCGCCGCCUGUCACGAACCCUGCUGUUGGAAAGGUGGAAGGUCAAGGUACGGACUUGAGUCUUCUCCAAACACAGCAACACAACUGACACACAAAGGUUGUUUGUUGGCUCUAGAAGCAUUUAACACAGCAGACCUUCUGUUCGAGAGAUGGAAAAUUCAUACACUUGAUACACAAGGCCACUCAGUGUGAGCAGGGGAGGAAGUAGAGACCAGUGGCAAAAUAAAAUUGUGUUUACCUUUUCAAAGUAAAGCUAUUCAUGAGGCGCGUUUCAUUGAUAUUUCCAGAACAAACACAAGCAUCAGCGUCACUGGCUCCUCCUGGGAACAAUAGGUUUUGUGAUCAAAGGAAUCUGGACUCGCAUGGUGUGAUUUCGCCAGCCUUGGUGGAGCACGGACCAGAAACACAGACACACGCUACGCAAACAUUUCUGGUGUAAACUGGUCUCCUGGGCCAUUCCAAUUGCAAGAUUAUAUAACGGCAGUCCAUACUCCAAAUGGAACCUUUGAUGAAUCCU